Molecule: messenger RNA, 1171 nt
Organism: Diatraea saccharalis (sugarcane borer)
Lineage: Eukaryota; Metazoa; Arthropoda; Insecta; Lepidoptera; Crambidae
Source: the annotation of a GenBank genome assembly
UCGCAAUUCACUAGAAUUAAUGUAGUGACCACAGAAAGACGCGUUGGUUAUUAUAGUUUGCUCGAAACGUUCGUAAUACAUGUUUCGAAUAUGUGUCGAAUGUUUCUGUUUGUUGUGAUCCAAUUAUUUGUGAGUUUAUAUGCUCAGCGUGAUAAAAAAUUCUUCCGUAAGGACUACAAAUAUAUAGAGGAAACCGAUAGUUUCUACAAAAUACACACAAUUCAUAAAACAUGGCAAGAUGCGAAGGCUGCAUGUGAAAUGGAGGGUGCUACAUUUUUCUAUCCAGAAGACGAAACAGAAGUUAAUGCUGUGAUUGAUUUUUUAAACAAAACCCAACCGUUUCAUUGGGUUUAUGUAGGCAUUUCGGACCUUCUGGUAAAGGGUGUCUUUGAGACGGUCGAUAGUAUUCCUAUAGCUGAUGUGUAUAAUAAAUGGGAUGCCGGCGAGCCCAACGAUUUGGGCGGUAACGAAGACUGCGUUAAUUUGAGAAUCAAUGGUUUUUUGAACGACGACAAGUGCGACAAGAAACACCCUUUCAUUUGUAAGAAAAAACGCAGCAUGUUGGAGUGGAACCAGUUUUGCUAUAUUCCUAAUAUGGACUAUAGUUACAACGAAAACUUAGGCAAAUGUUACAAGUUCCAUUUGAAACCACGCACAUGGGCAGACGCAUAUGUAAUAUGCAAUGCAGAGCAAUCAUAUUUAGCAGUCAUAGACAGUCCCGCUGAAGCUGAUUAUCUGAAAGAGUUGACUGAUAAAACGUCUAAGGAUAAUAUCAGAGGAGACUAUUUAAGAGGAGCUGUGUUAUUGGGCUUUCACAAUAGAACCGGUGAUGGAUGGAAGACUAUUAAGGGAUCUCCUUUAGAAGACAGCGGUUACAGCAAAUGGGGAAACCAACAACCUGAUGGAGGCGUCAACGAGAAAUGUGGUUCGAUGUUUUACAACGGGCGAUUGAACGACAUCAACUGCUCUACUAAAGCGUUCUUUAUAUGUGAACAUGACGUAGAUAUAUUAGGUUCCAUAUUUGACGAGAGGAACGCAAAUUAAACUGUGAUUAAUUAUAGUAAUAAAAACAGAGAGGCAUAUAUUUUGAGAAGAUUUUAUUACUUACGAUAACAACUCUACGGUAGCAUGUGUAAAUUUAAAUCAUGCUAAAUCAAAAUUAUACCUACGA